UUCACCAAAAUUGAGAGCACCCAAAAAAAAAAAAAUGUAAUAACGAAAAGAAGAGUUUGGGCGGCGAAGAAGACAGCAACGUGGAGAGGUGGGUGAGGCAGGCGAUGGCAGUUAUUAGCAACAAAUCAACAAUGCUCGGAACGCGAUUCUCAUUCUCCAUUCAUCAUUCAUCCAUCGCCAUGUCUCUCUCUUUCCAUUCUCACUCACCAUCCUCUCUUUCUCCGUCGUCUCUUAGGAUCGCAAGGAGCUUCCUAGGGACUGUUAUGACAGAUUUCUUUCAACCAAGACUUGGAAAUUGGCACUUAACAAGAAGAGGUGGAAGAUUGAUAUCAUUUAAGGGCUGUGUGAAAUUCGUACAUACCACAUGCCGUAUCUCUAUCCCCGGUACCUCGCCAGGAAAUGAUGUUAAACCCCCAUCUAACAAUAGCUUCAGGGAUAAGAAAGCAGUUCCUGAUGCAGACCCUCCCAGUAUCAAAGAUGUUAACCUUUUGUAUCAAUUUUUUGACCAAAGUACCAAGCUCAUGGUGUUGACUGGAGCUGGAAUUAGCACAGAGUGUGGGAUCCCUGACUAUCGAAGCCCCAAUGGAGCUUAUAGUACCGGUUUCCGACCAAUAACUCAUCAGGAGUUUCUCCGUUCAAGUCGAGCCCGGAGGCGAUAUUGGGCAAGGAGCUAUGCUGGGUGGAGGCGAUUUACUGCAGCACAACCUAGUGCUGCCCAUCGUGCUUUGGCAACAUUGGAGAAGGCUGGCCGCAUUGAUUUUAUGAUUACCCAAAAUGUUGAUAGGCUUCAUCAUCGCGCCGGUAGCAAUCCAUUAGAGUUGCAUGGUACUGUAUACACUGUAAUUUGUAUAGAUUGUGGGCAUUCCUUUUCCCGAAGCUUGUUUCAGGAUCAACUGAAGGAGCUUAAUCCAAAGUGGGCAGAAGCAAUUGAAAAUUUGGACCACGGAGACCCUGGGUCAGACAAGAGCUUUGGCAUGAAACAAAGACCUGAUGGUGAUAUUGAGAUUGAUGAAAAGUUUUGGGAGGAAGAUUUUGUCCUUCCAACCUGUCAGAAGUGCAAUGGAGUCCUCAAACCUGAGGUUGUCUUCUUUGGUGAUAAUGUUCCCAAGGACAGAGCUGAUAUGGCAAUGGAAGCAUCUAAAAGAUGUGAUGCUUUGCUUGUGCUAGGAUCCUCUCUGAUGACCUUCUCUGCUUUUCGACUUGUCAGGGCAGCUCAUGAAGCUGGUGCUGCCACUGCAAUUGUAAAUAUCGGGGAGACACGUGCUGAUGAUUUUGUACCCUUGAAAAUCAAUGCACGCUUGGGUGAGAUUCUUCCAAGAGUACUUAACACCGGAUCCAUAACAGUACCUGCCGUGCAGUUAUAGAAGACAACAAGACGUAUCCAGGUGUAUUGUUGAAUUCAACAAUGCUGCAAUACUUGUAAUUUGGAUAAUGUACAAUAGAUUGGUCGUAGCAGUUUGUUGUGCCAAGUUUACAGAAGUAAUAAUGUUAAGUUAUUGAUUUAGUUACUACAUUGUCACAGGAUGCUCAGAUAAAUUUGGCUACCUGGGUUUUAUCCUAUGAUUCUUGUAAUAUGUAUUGUAAUGGCACAGACCGAGUUAAGGACUGAUGUAAUCGACACUCAUGUACCCAUUCAUGGAUUUUUAUGUGAGAUGUAAUUUAGCAUAUAA
Arachis duranensis is the source of this 1670-nucleotide messenger RNA. RefSeq names its product NAD-dependent protein deacylase SRT2. The transcript has 11 exons. Gene Ontology annotation, molecular function: NAD-dependent protein lysine deacetylase activity; NAD+ binding. The record is from RefSeq and is a predicted model, not a curated record. Bases 105 to 1364 code for a protein of 419 amino acids. Lineage: Eukaryota; Viridiplantae; Streptophyta; Magnoliopsida; Fabales; Fabaceae.